Folsomia candida is the source of this 835-nucleotide messenger RNA. RefSeq lists its product as uncharacterized. NCBI's taxonomy places the organism in Eukaryota, Metazoa, Arthropoda, Collembola, Entomobryomorpha, Isotomidae. The transcript has 2 exons. The record is from RefSeq and is a predicted model, not a curated record. Bases 203 to 535 code for a protein of 110 amino acids.
CAUGCGCUAGUCCGUCACGCGGUAAGCUACCGCGCAGCGCGAUAAAUCUACCACGCCACCCCCACAAAUUACUCCCAAGGGGGUGUGGUCAGAGUAGGUAGCUAAAAUAGGUAAAUAAAUAAAUCAUCAGCUAUUAAUUUUUUGUUGAUGAUUUAAUCUCAACUACUCCCAUUUAAUUGAUUACUUAUCAACUGCUUUUGCAAUGGACUCCUCCACCUUAUCGCAUGCCAUCAUUCCUGCUGCAGACAAGUUGAAGCUUUGGAACGUCUUUCGCAACGUGGGAGCGGAAGGAGAAGAGAUUUUGAAGACAGCGAAAUUGGUCCAUGUUCACGACAAGGAAGGAUUCGUCGUCACCAACACGGAUGAAACGUAUCAUUUGACUCCAGAAACUACCCUAAUUCCUGAAUUGUGCGGCGUUCGGGUGAAAGAAUUUGUUGUUGGAUCAAUUAACCUCGCAAUUACGGACGACGGACUCAGUGGUGCAGUAAAUUCCGCUCAGCUAAGACAUCAAUUAAAAAGCAAAUGGAGCAAUUAGGACGCUUCUCUUAUUUCGUGGAGGAUGGGUGCACGCCGAAACAAGUGAAUCUGAUGAAGAUGAAAGUACGGCAGGUAGCCUUGCAAGGGGUGAGAAAGGGGCGCGUCGUGGCGUUAACAGUGAGAGGAGAUGUUUAUCACUGGGGAACAAUUGGUGGCAUAAUCAUCAGGGCGCCUAGGUUGAUGGACAAGAAAGAAUGGAAUUUUGUAAUGGGCAAGGAUUUUUGGAACGCUAUCUCGGUGGGGAGGAGUUUUGGGGCAAAUUUUGUUCUCACAGACCGAGGAAAGGAAUGUAUGAACA